AUGCCUACAUUUAGAGAUAAUUUCCCACCAAAGCCUCAGUUCGCCGAGAAUUCAAUCAGCAGCCAAGCUGGAAAGGUAUUCUUGGUGACUGGAUGUUCCAGUGGAGUCGGUAAAGAACUGGCAAAGAUUCUCUAUUCGCAUAAUGCAAAGGUCUACAUCACCGCCCGAUCCACAAAGAAAGCUGAGGCAGCAAUAGCCGACAUCAAAGCUGCGCAUCCAGAAUCGCGAGGGGAGCUCAUUUAUCUACAUCUCGACCUCAACGACCUAUCUUCCGUUAAACAGUCGGCCGACGAGUUUCUGAGACUCGAAAACAGAUUAGAUGUGCUGUGGAAUAAUGCGGGUGUUAUGCUCUCUCCUACUGGUACAAAAACAAAACAAGGCUAUGAGGAGCAGUUGGGUGUCAACUGCCUGGCGACUUUCCUCUUUACCCAGCUUCUCACUCCGUUGCUGAUAAGCACAGCAAAGACUGCUGCUCCUGGCUCCUAUGCAAAACUACACCAGAAUGAUGGCAUCAUGGUGGUCAUCAAUAUGAUGGUGUAUCCGCCGAUCAACGGCGCUUAUACUGAGCUGUUUGCCGGUCUCUCGCCAGAGGUGACCUUGGAGAAGAGUGGUGCUUGGAUCCAGCCGUGGGGCCGCUUCAGCAGUCAGAGGUCUGAUUUGGUCGAAGGCUCAAAGUCCAAGGCUGAGGGCGGAACUGGUAUCGCAGAGAAAUUUUGGAGUUGGUCAGAAGAGCAAGUCAAGCCAUUUAUUUGA
Trichoderma breve is the source of this 753-nucleotide messenger RNA. Its product is annotated as short chain dehydrogenase domain-containing protein. The coding region runs from base 1 to 753 and encodes 250 amino acids. The record is from RefSeq and is a predicted model, not a curated record. Lineage: Eukaryota; Fungi; Ascomycota; Sordariomycetes; Hypocreales; Hypocreaceae. The transcript is spliced from 4 exons.